UCUCGAGACUGCAAGAGUUCAACGGCGCGCACGCGCUUGGGUGAGUUAGGUGACCUUCCAUGCGAACAACAACGGCCCGGUUUUCCUGAUCCGACGACCACAAUCAUCGAUUUUGAAUGCGCGCGAGAGUCAGCGAACACUAUAUGCUAAGCACCACACCCUCUAUUUACUAACAAUCGGACCAUCUCUUCCAUUUUAUUGAUCUGACCAAGGGAGAUUCUUUUGUGGGAAAAUCACCAUGCUGCCAGCAAGUUUGCCUCCACUGAGCAAAAGUGGUCAUGCAACACACUGCAAAAGAUGCUUGUCCGGCUUGCCAUCUUCCCAAGUGGAUAUUGAUCCGGCUAAGCUUGCCCUGUCCUUUUACUGCCUAGGCUCCCUAGAUGUUUCGGGUGAACUCGAAAAAAAAACUAAGGACUGGGAAAGAGAACAAUGGAGGGAAUGGAUAUGGAGUCAACAGACUCACGGACAUUAUGGGACUGGCUUCCGAGCGAGCUCUUAUAUGACUGCGAAACACUCGACAGAGGAACAUUCGGGCCAUGAUAACCCUCAGAUCAUCAUGACUUAUACUGCCCUUCUCUCACUGUCUAUAUUGCGCGACGACUUUUCACGUCUUGACAGGAAGGGCCUCCUGAAAUUCCUUAGCUCCUGUCAGAACAUCGAUGGAAGUUUUUCUUCUGAACCUUUAGGAGGUGACUCUGAUCUACGCACGACGUUCUGUGCUUUCGCCAUAAGCACCAUGCUUGACGACUGGUCAGGGAUGGAUGUUGCAAAUGCUCUCCGGUUCAUCUCUUCGUGCCGGACAUAUGAAGGAGGCUAUGGACAAUCACCGUUUGGGGAGGCUCUAGGCGGCACUACGUAUUGUGCACUGGCAGCACUCCGAUUAGCUACUAAACAACCAGACCCUCUUUCCCUUCAAGAUCGACAGAAAACCGUUCGAUGGCUUGUACAAAAUCAAGCAUCUAAUGGCGGAUUUAGUGGAAGGACUAACAAGGACGCCGACGCAUGUUAUUGUUUCUGGUGCGGCGCAUCGCUGCAUGUGUUAGGUGCAGGCGAUUUGGUUGACAAAGCAGCAAUGUCGUCCUUUAUAGCUUCCUGCCAAUUCAAGUAUGGCGGAAUUGCAAAGAUUCCCGGCGAGCACCCUGAUCCUUAUCACACAUACCUCUCACUGGCAGCGGUGGCGUUGCUCCCACCCAAUUCGUCAGAAGGGACAUCGUGGGCACUUUGUCCUCUAGAUCCUCUAUUGAACGCGACGGACCAGACGUCCUUGUGGGCCAGAGCACAUAUUCCAGCACCUAAAGUUGAUGAUGAUGCAGGCAUAUAAACGCGCGCUAAAUUAUGUUGAAGAAAUAAAUAGCUGGUCUGGAUAGGCACCCGAUUAUAACAUUUCACUGAUUAUCUUCGAAGUGUUUGGAUGCAACAUUGCCUCAUGCCAUUCUUAUUGAGCGAGAAAUGUGUACCGUUGACAAAAGCGGAACCUCUCUUCGAGUUACCUCUUUGUCUAUCAAGUGGGUCUCUCAAGGUGAACGUCA
Molecule: messenger RNA, 1529 nt
Organism: Suillus subalutaceus
Lineage: Eukaryota; Fungi; Basidiomycota; Agaricomycetes; Boletales; Suillaceae
Product: terpenoid cyclases/protein prenyltransferase alpha-alpha toroid
Exons: 9
Coding region: 239-1321 (360 amino acids)
Biological process (GO): protein geranylgeranylation
Cellular component (GO): CAAX-protein geranylgeranyltransferase complex
Molecular function (GO): CAAX-protein geranylgeranyltransferase activity
Source: RefSeq, a predicted model, not a curated record